GUAUAUACAGACUCCUUAUUGCCUUGCCCGUGACUUGCAGCAUCGUAGAAAUGAAGCAGAGUUUGUACGCAUGUAUAACCAAAAUAUAAAUAGCCAUCAAGUCUUUGCUUAACUCACUCGACAAAUUAGCUCAAGCCAAAAUGCCUUCUCCGCCCUAUGUGUUGAUGCUCAUGUGGGUUUCCACCUCAUCUCUCGUUGCGGCGAGCAUGAUUGGACCGAAAUGUGCAACCUCCGUGAAGGAAGGGCCAGAGUAUUUGAUCAACGACCAAAGCAAAGCAGUUCUGGUGCAUGAUUUGUGGAGCCAUUCAGGAAAUGAUUAUCCAUCACCAGCAGUGCGACAGAUGUCUUUUGAACCGCGUUUUUCUAGUGAUGACAGAAGCUCAGACCAUCAGAUGUUUGAUUACGAGAAACUCGACGAUCUACAAACACAACUCGAACUGCAAAGAAUAUUGGAUGACCACAAGUACUCUUACGAUGACCACGAAUGGUUCUGCGAACUCAGUGGAUUAUGGAACAGACCGCCGUCCUCAACGGUAUACCGGCAUCCUUGGGAAAGACCUUCUCCGACGCUCACACAAGACAGCACUCGCGGCUUUGAAGUCAAUGACAAAGACAAACCACCUCAUUUGUCCCAAGAUGUAAAUCAUUAUGAUAAAUCCCUCAUUUUUUCUGCAGGUCAAUCAGGAAAUCAAUCAAAGCAACUUGCUGAACAGUUUCCCCAGGAGGAUAGUGGCUUAGAGAAAGCAAGUAUUCCCAAGGCUUCACCUACAAGUGCCCUAACCAAAGGUCUUCUUUCUCAGUUCAAACCUUCAGACUCAGUGACAAGAUUACCUCAAGUUCUUGAUGAUAUUGCAAAGAGGACUAAACAAAACAAGAAAGAUGGAAAGGAGAAUGCUCCUGGUAGGGAAUCCUCUGAGGAGAGUUUGCAGAAUUCCAGAAGUGAAAAUUCAGAGCACUCUUCCCAGAAGAAAAUCCUCCAUGGAAGCUAA
Molecule: messenger RNA, 989 nt
Organism: Puccinia graminis f. sp. tritici CRL 75-36-700-3
Lineage: Eukaryota; Fungi; Basidiomycota; Pucciniomycetes; Pucciniales; Pucciniaceae
Exons: 5
Coding region: 141-989 (282 amino acids)
Source: RefSeq, a predicted model, not a curated record